UUUGGGUAGUCCCGCCUCCAGCGCGUAAAAAGGAGCCGACGCACUUUUACGCACUGCAUUCAGCUGGAGCUCAAGAGGAUGCCGGAGACGUACCUGUUUUAUCUGCUGCGUUCAGACAUACCCUUUCCGAAACGAUGUCUAUGGUCGGCUGUGAUUCUCUAGGGGGGUUGACAAACAUUGUUGGAGGGAUGCUGGACUUCAACGUCUCCAGGUCAUUGCGUGAAAGCAAUGUCACCAAAAAUUCCAGUUGUGGAUCUGUAUCAGUUGGUUUCCCUAUAACCAUGAUGAUCACUGGCAUGGUGGGCAACACAUUAGCUCUUAUUCUGGUGUAUGUUUCAUACAAAAAGAAGGAAAAUAAAAGGAAACAGUCUUUCUUGCUUUGCAUUGGAUCACUGGCGUUAACUGACUUGUUUGGACAACUUUUGACAAGUCCAAUAGUGAUAUCAGUUUACAGAGCUGACCUGAAGUGGGAGCGCAUCGACUCAUCGGGCAAAUUAUGCGGUUUUUUCGGUGUGUGCAUGACAACUUUUGGCCUGUGCUCUCUCUUCUUGGCCAGCGCCAUGGCAAUUGAAAGGGCUAUGGCGAUAACAAAUCCCCACUGGUACUCCAAUCACAUGAAGACAAGUGUGACAAAGCAGACUUUGGCGGUCAUCUGGUGUCUUGUGUUGCUCUUUGCGCUGCUACCCAUAGCAGGGGUCGGGGAAUAUACACGCCAGUGGCCGGGCACCUGGUGCUUUAUCAGCACGGGGGACAGGGAAGUCCCGGGCAAUAUGUUUUUCGCCAUCACUUUUGCUGUACUUGGGAUUUUCUCUCUGCUUGUUACACUUUCCUGCAAUGUAGUGACAAUCCGUGGCUUAAUUAUCCGGUGUAAAACAAAGUCUGGCACCUCUCAGUCUUCAAAGCAGUGGGAACGGCUCACCACGGAGACCGUCGUUCAACUGUUAGGGAUUAUGUGCGUCCUGCUUAUAUGCUGGUCUCCACUGCUGGUGCUGAUGCUGAGGAUGAUCUCCAACCAGGUAUCAUCCCACGAGUGCAACUCCACAAAAGUGACCUCCAGUCACAGCUCUAGCAAGGACAUCCAGUUAGACUGUAACUUUUUCCUCACUGCAAUCCGCUUGGCCUCCCUCAACCAGAUCCUUGACCCUUGGGUCUAUCUGCUCCUCAGAGAGAUCCUCCUCCGCAAGUUCUGCUUAGUGGCUAAUGCAGUGUCCAACUGCUCCGUAGAGGAACCAAAGGAGACCCAGACGGCAUUGGAUGCCCUCAACAAGCAGCACCAGCAAGAAAGCAAAAACCUUGAUAAACCACAAGGUAGCAAGGAUGUCAACAUUUGACAGGGAUUUCUUUGUUGUCGCUCUCAGUCUAGACAUAUAGGAUGGAUAAGAAUAUGGAAACACGAUUUUCAUGGAUCUGUCCUUGAAUCAUGUUCCCAAAUGGUCUCUCCCUGUUCUGGCCAGAAGGAUGUUGUACAGUGGCCUCAGUUGCAGCCUUAAUAAGAACAAGCCAAGUCUGCUCGGGGUGCUUUACUUUGCUAAAACCCAUUCUAAUCAAAGUCACCUAACCAGCAUGUGGAUGCAUGACCUUAUCACAUGUUACAUUUGGCUGCAGCUCAGCUGCCAGGAACUCCCUGUUUGUAGGUUUUCUGUUUUGACAACAGCAUCUCCCAGGCUCAAGACCAAGAUAUGGGUGGACUUAUAUGGAAGUGAUCCAUUUCGUGCUCCUGCAUAUUGCUUUCAACAAAUUGAAGCCAUAAACCAGCUAAGGACUAAGGAAUUUUCCGUAUGUCUAAUCUAUUAAGAUAGAAACUGUACAUUUGUAUAUAUUAAGAUGUAAAUAGGACUGCCAUAUCUUACAUUAAAUGUAGUCAUGGAGGUUGUUCUGAAAAAAAUACAAAUCCUAAACUGGAGUCGAUUGUUGAUUGUCAGAUUAUUUAUAAGUGUCUGGUGUUAUAUUUAGUGACUUCUACGCCGAAUGAUGCGACCUGCUGGGUAUCAUUUGUAAAUUGUAUAGUAUAAUGUAUGUUGUUUUCCUCGGCUAGCAGCCAAGAAAAUUACAUUUGAAGAUUGAAUGCAUUAGUAGGUUUUUUGUUCAAUUACAUGUAUUUUCUCAGCAAUGUUCUUUUCAGAAAAGCUUCAUGGCCACUCGUUUGAACCGAUUGUAUGAGGCAAAGAACUGUAAAUUUGUGUUUUCAGCAUUAUGAGAUUAUGGGUGGCAGGGUGGCAUUAUACUUUACAAGUCUAAUAAGCAGGGAAAUAAUGAAAUUAAGAAAGCCGUGUCCAAAUAACACACAGCAUAAAACAACUAAAACGUGAAAAGCUAUUUUAGCAUGCUUGUAACUCCUGUAUACGAGGGCUGAAGCUACAAAGAUAUGCUUUACUUACCCAGAUACAAUAAUUCAUGCUUGUAAUUCUGUGUUGGUAAAGUCCUUGAAAUGUUGAAUUUGUUGUUCCACACCUAUGUUUUGUUAUCAACCAAACUGUGUUCACCUAAAGCUACCUCUCAAUAUAAGUAAAUGUUAAUUUUCCUUUGAUGUGAUCAGUGGAAAUCACCAGAGGCCUGAGAUAAAAUUAAGAUACUUUUUAAUAAGGUGCUUUGUUCUUAGAGCCAAUUUACCAAGUUUGAGUGCUGUUGGCAGGCAAUGGCAAUCAAUUCCUUUACAGUCAUUUAAAUGUGAUCUUUUUUGGCUACGUUGUCAUGUAUAGCGCUGUAAAUAUAUUCAUAGAGGUCCAGCAUCUUGGGCAAAGACAUCUCAAGGAUGGACACAUUUUUUCUUUCGUGGUAACCUUCAGGUUAUGGGGACACUUUGUCACACUUACACAACUCUGCCUUCUCACGCAUCAACCAACAAGAUUAGAUAUGUUUGUAUUCUGCUUUGCCAAGUCUUGCCUUUGCCUCUUGAAUGUGAGAGUACAUACAAGCUCAGUGAUAAUGACACUAUAGGAAACACUUUUCUGUGAAACUCAUGUAAAAAAAAGAUAUAGAAUUAGUCUUAGAUGAAUCUGAUCAACUUGAAAUAUUAAUGUCGCCUGGUGAGGGGAAGCAAAAACAUAGAUGAAAUCAAAGCAUUUGUAUCUUGGACUAUAUUGCACCGAAAUACAGUACGUACAUCAUUAGGCAAUAUUCAGGAUUUUUCUGAAGCUCAUUGCUAGCUAUGAAUGUGCAGAAAUCUGUAAUAUGUUCCUCAACAAGUAAUCCGUUUCAAGUGCUAUUACACUAACAUGAUUGAUCAUUCUUAUGAUUGCUUCAAUAAGGUUGUGGAUCUGCAUGAUGAGUAUUUAUUCCAUGCAUAUGUUCAUCUGUUGCAACAGUUAAAUAAUCACUUUAACAGAAAGAUCUGGGCUUUAAGUCAGGCAUUUCAAACAAUGAGUACAUUUGUUCGCAGGUUACAGUGGGAUAUGGGUUUACGACAACUCAAUUAGCUUCAUUGUGAAUCUGCGUCAUGUAAUUAUCUCGGUUCUCUGUCCAGGAAACCUUGAAGCAUCCUGGUCUUUGAUAAAUAAAGAACAUGUACACAAAGUAAUUUCCCCUUGAGGUUAGCUGGCCUACACAUUGUUGAUUUUCCAUGGUGUUACAGCCAAACCCUGCAGUGGAAAGGAGAAUGGCAGAAUGAAAAGUCAUUACUUCUAAAUUGAAAACAUUACACCACCAUGGACACAGUAAAGGAAGGAGAGCGUUCUGUGUUUCUGUAGUGCAGCAGAGAUACUCAGGGAUAUGAUAAUGCAACCUCUAGUUUAUUGAACCGUGCUCGGGCGAAUUUUAGAUGACUAAAAAUAUCCUCACUAAGAUGUGUCAUGAUUACAUUUUCUAUCUGCUAGAAACACUCAUCUGCAUUUAAUUCUCAAGCUUCAAUUGUGCUGAGUUUGAAGGUUUGACAAGGUGCUUGGAUGAUGAUAAUUUGCGGUAGGAAGUGGUCAUUUUGGAUCGCAAGUACGCAAUCAAAGUUCUGCAUUAGCAUUGAAUAGAGCCUUCAAUUACAUAAUUCACUCAUGUCACCAAUUUAUGAAAGUGCUUUUGUGAUUUUCUCAAACUUGAGAUUUCAAUACAAGUAAAAUUGUUCAUCAUCACUUGAUAUUUUUAAAUUAAGCUCAAUUUGUAUGUAUUUUAUCAUUUUUACGCACCAAAGGAAACAAGGUUUUCCUCAACUUCUUCGGAAAUCCUGCAUCACAAUGCACGAUACUUUAUGACCCUUUGAAAAUAAAUCUGCCAGAAUAUUG
Molecule: messenger RNA, 4211 nt
Organism: Eleginops maclovinus (Patagonian blennie)
Lineage: Eukaryota; Metazoa; Chordata; Actinopteri; Perciformes; Eleginopidae
Gene: ptger3
Product: prostaglandin E receptor 3 (subtype EP3)
Exons: 2
Coding region: 135-1331 (398 amino acids)
Biological process (GO): positive regulation of cytosolic calcium ion concentration; phospholipase C-activating G protein-coupled receptor signaling pathway; adenylate cyclase-activating G protein-coupled receptor signaling pathway
Cellular component (GO): plasma membrane
Molecular function (GO): prostaglandin E receptor activity
Source: RefSeq, a predicted model, not a curated record